GCAGAGUCGAGCAGGAGCAAUGGUGCCAAGAUCAGCAGUUUGUGCAACUGCACAAAUGUUCCCAGUGUUGGCCGCUGUGCGGUGGAGGAAGUUGUGCUCUCGAAUGACGAAAAAGACAACGCAGCUAGGUCGUGCAUCUUCCAGGAGGAUACGAUGCAGGAAGUUCACAUUUUGAUGUCAGAGGCUAGCCUUUCAGGAAAGGAAUCCGAGCUUCUAAGAUGGCUGCAGAACGUCACGGUGAGCGGGAAGUCCGUGGGGCUACUCCCAAGUCUUGAAGCUCAUAUUGCAGACCCAGGCAGUUCCAUCCCGUUGAGCAUUGUUACGAACAAGCUUCCCACUAGCAUCCAAAGCACCUUCGAGAUGCUUAUUCCGGCCAAGUUCCUGACAGGCGUGGGCACCCGGAUGCUUGCAAGCUUCACGGAAGAUGAAACAGACGCGGAGGUCACGGACAUUCCUCUGGUGGUCGUGCCGCACGCACCGCUUAUCUCAUUUCGGUUCGACAAGGGCAGCACUGCAUUCCUGCUACCAGAAUUUUCAGACUCGCAGCAAAGCUACGCGCUGUGCGGCGGGAGGGACACUAAUUUUAAGAUGAGCAUCGAUGUCUCUGAUGCGCGGUUCACUGUGCAAAGGAUGCAAGGGAUUGGCCGUUUAAAUUGCAACCGCGCCACGAAGGGGGUGGAGUGGAUGGAGUUGAGAGUCGUUCGCAAACCCGAGUCCUGCUUCGGUCCUUGCCCUCGGUACCAUCCAAGGUCUACCAGACCUGACGGCUAUAACGGCUAUGAUAUACUUUUGGACAACUCUCCCGAUGCCUGCCUGGACGAAGCCAUGAAGCUCAUGAACAUGUCCGCCUUGCUGAGGAUUCUGGAGCUCAUGGAAUGGGCGGACUCUGUUGAACAGCUGUUCAAGGUGAUGACUCCAAAUCAAUUGUUCCUGGGUGAGACACCGCUGCAGGUGUCAUUGGGCAGCAGGGCUUUGCGGGAGCUCUCCUUGUCUUAUCCCCAGAACCUUAUCGCUUUGCCUACUGAUUCUGCCGUUCCACAGGGUGCUUAUUGUUAUAACCUUUGA
This is a messenger RNA of Symbiodinium pilosum, 1065 nucleotides long. The record is from the annotation of a GenBank genome assembly. NCBI's taxonomy places the organism in Eukaryota, Dinophyceae, Suessiales, Symbiodiniaceae.